GCCGAGCGCGGGACUCCAUGUGGGCGCCGGCGCGGAGUGGGUGAGGCGCGGGAUCGCCAUGGCGGAGAUGCAGCAGCUGCGGGUACAGGAGGCGGUGGACUCCAUGGUGAAGAGUCUGGAAAGAGAGAACAUCAGGAAGAUGCAGGGCCUCAUGUUCCGGUGCAGUGCCAGCUGCUGUGAGGACAGCCAGGCCUCCAUGCAGCAGGUGCAUCAGUGCAUUGAACGCUGCCACGCGCCUCUGGCUCAAGCUCAGGCCUUGGUGACCAGUGAGUUGGAGAAGUUCCAGGACCGCCUGGCCCGAUGCACCAUGCAUUGCAAUGACAAAGCCAAAGAUUCAAUAGAUGCGGGAAGUAAAGAGCUUCAGGUGAAACGGCAGCUGGAGAGUUGUGUGACCAAGUGUGUGGAUGACCACAUGCACCUCAUCCCGACCAUGACCAAGAAGAUGAAGGAGUCUCUCUUGUCCAUUGGGAAAUAGAAGUCUUUGCAAUUGGCCAUCAGGGCUGACCAGCAGGAAUCUAUUUAAAAAGAAAUGGGAGUUUUUGUCUUUUAAGUGAAGUUCAUGAAGAAAUUAAGGAUGGCAGCAAGUGUGAGGCAUGUGUCACUUGCCUCUGGAUACUGGUUCCUUUAUGUUUCAACCCUAGAAAGUGAAAUGGAAAAAACUGGUGCUAAAAUUUGGGUUAGAGAUGGUCACAGGAAAGUUUUUGAUAGCCUAAAUUUCAUGUGCUUGGCCUGGCUCUAGGGAUUCCUUGUACCAAGCCAGAGCCUUCCAAGAUACCAGGUUGUUCUCAGUACACAGCUACCAGCAGGCUGGCAGGUUCCUCUAACCUGCCUAUGAUUUGGUGGUAUAAGCAGAGGUGUUUCUGUUUGUUGCCAACCUCCUGUUUACCAGAAGGAUCAUCAAAUCGUUUUCUAUAAGCUGUAAAACAAAAUCCACAAGGUUACUAAUUUAGAAGGGAAAAAAGGUUUCUGGGUCUUUGUUUUGCUUGGUUUUGUUUUAUAUACAAGGGCAUGAGGUUGAUUUAAGAUGUGGAGUUGGGAGAGGUAGUCAGAUAAGAACUUUGAACAGUUCUUGUGGAUAUCUCUUCCUGGCCAUCAAGAUGUGGAUAUACAUUUCUUGAAAUAUACAUUAUAUCUUUCAGCUAGGAGACCCUGUAAAAACAUGACAAGCGAUGUUACACUGGGUAUGGGAAGCGGACUUUCCCUCUCACUGGCUGCCAUGAUGGGCCCUGAGGCUAUCUGCAGAAGAGCAACAAGACAAUCUCGGAAGUGACACUCUCCCUUGAAGGGAAAGGGGGUUUUUAUUGCACUAUAUACCAGUAUCCAUGAAUGAACAUUGAAGGAGGAACUGUUGUCUUCUUAAUUGUGAGAGUUAUUAAAUACUGGAUGUGGAAAAACCUGGUUUUUAUAGAACAGAAUGGAAUGAAGGCCUAAACUCAGUAUUGCUUAUUUUGCCCCCUGAAAUAACAGAGCCCUAUUGAGACAAUCCCUUGGCAACAGGAAGGUCAAUGGAGAAAAAGUAGGCAAUCAGGGGUGAGCUGUGAUUCCUUUAAAGGAAAAGAGGGGCAAGCCCCUAUUACCAAAUACCACUUUUGCCUGGGGCCUUUGCAGCAAGCAGUGUUCCUGCCCCAGCUCUAGCAUCUUUUCAUUUUGAUAAGGACCUUACUGUCUUUUUACCAGCUUAUUACUUGAAAUGAUAAUAUAGCCUGUGUUUGGUGUUUCAAGGCUGUGAUAUAUUUUCCUAGUGGUUCAGUUUUAAAAAAUAAAGGUUUAGUUUUUCCUCCACUAUUAUGUUUCUUAUGCCUGGG
Odobenus rosmarus divergens (Pacific walrus) is the source of this 1805-nucleotide messenger RNA. It is a transcript of the gene TIMCC, whose product is annotated as family with sequence similarity 136, member A. Bases 59 to 475 code for a protein of 138 amino acids. The record is from RefSeq and is a predicted model, not a curated record. Lineage: Eukaryota; Metazoa; Chordata; Mammalia; Carnivora; Odobenidae. The transcript is spliced from 3 exons. Gene Ontology annotation, cellular component: cytoplasm.